This is a messenger RNA of Solanum verrucosum, 675 nucleotides long. RefSeq names its product transcription factor bHLH51-like. The transcript has 2 exons. Lineage: Eukaryota; Viridiplantae; Streptophyta; Magnoliopsida; Solanales; Solanaceae. The record is from RefSeq and is a predicted model, not a curated record. Gene Ontology annotation, molecular function: protein dimerization activity; DNA-binding transcription factor activity. Gene Ontology annotation, biological process: regulation of DNA-templated transcription. The coding region runs from base 1 to 675 and encodes 224 amino acids.
AUGGAGAAUUCAUUUUGUUCAGAAUAUUGGCCUGAAAAUCAAGAUUCAGUAUAUUUACUGCCACAGGUUCCUUGUUAUUUCCCUCAAAUUCAAUGCUCUCAUGAAUCCUUUCAAGAGAGAAGAGAAAGUGCUACUAGGAGCCACAGUGAAGCUGAAAAAAGACGCAGAGACAGAAUUAAUGCUCAGCUUUCUACUCUCAGAAAACUCAUUCCUACUUCUGAAAAGAUGGAUAAGGCAGCUCUAUUAGGAACUGUAGUUGAUCAUGUUAAGGAUCUCAAAGGCAAAACAGCAGAAAUCAGCAAAGUGUUAAACACUCCAACUGACAUUGAUGAAGUAACAAUUGAGCAUUUAAAUGAGGAAGAAGAAAACAAAGGGUGCCUUCUUAAGGCCUCUUUUUGUUGCGAUGAUCGACCUGAAUUAUUCUCAGAGCUACAACGGGGAAUUAAGAAUCUGAAAUUAACAGUGAUGGGGGCUGAUAUAACUAGUUUGGGUGGGAGAAUUAAAGGUGUGUUUAUGCUUUGUCCUAAUCAAAAUUCUGCAAAUGAUGUUUGCAUGAAUUCUCUCAAAAGAUCACUCAGAGUUGUCCUCUCUAGAAUUGCUAUAUCCCCUUCUACAUCAAAUUACAGAAUUAAAAGCAAGAGGCAGAGGUUCUUCUUGCCCGCUCACUUUUCUUAA